Molecule: messenger RNA, 2423 nt
Organism: Caenorhabditis angaria
Lineage: Eukaryota; Metazoa; Nematoda; Chromadorea; Rhabditida; Rhabditidae
Source: the annotation of a GenBank genome assembly
AUGCUUAUAAUAUUUUUUAUUUUUCCUUUAUUUGUUUUUUGCUCGGAAUAUGCAAGACUUCCAAAAACAAUACUGCCAUUAGAAUAUUAUUUGAAAUUAACAGUUCAUUUUGAUGGAUAUGGUUAUAAACCACCAGCUGAUAAAAAUUACACAAUUGAUGGAAUAGUUAGUGUUAUUCUGAAUAUAACUGAACCAAUUAAUAAAAUUGCGAUAAAUUCAAGACGACUUAAUUUCACCAAAGAAAAUUGUAAUAUUGUUUUUCGGAAUAGGAAUAUCAACAUUACAACAAUAGAAUUUGAUUUACAAAAUGAACAAGCUAUUUUUAUGUUGAACCAAACUUUGGAACCAUUGAAAAAAUCAGAACCAAGAAAACAAUAUCUAAAUCUCACAAUCGCAUAUUCUGGUGAAAUUUUAGAUGAUAGAAAGGGAAUUUUUAGAUCACAUUAUAGAGAGGAGAAUGGAAAAGUAAAGUGAGUAUUUUUUUGAACACCAGUUCAAUAAUCUUCAUCACAUUAGACCAGCUAUUGCAACUCACUUCGAAGAAAUAAAUGCUCAUCAAGCAGUUCCAUGUUUUGAUGAACCUUGGAUGAAAGCAAUUUGGAAAGUUGAAAUAACUCAUCCUGUUGGAAGUAUUGCACUUUCAAACACAGCUGAACAUUCAAUCAAAUCAGUUGAUAACAAUCUGAAAACUACAGUUUUUCAUCCAACACCAAUAAUGUCAUCAUAUUUAUUGGCUUUUGUUAUUUCUGAUCUUGAAUAUAUCAGUGAUUAUUCAGAAUCUGGAACAUUAGUUAGAGCUUUUGCACCGAAUCAUCAAUUAAAAUUAGUAGAACUCGGGUUGAAAACUGCUGUAAAUGCUUUGAAUUUUUUCGAAAAAAAAAUAUGGAAUAAAAUAUGAAUUAUCCAAAAUUGAUCUAGUUCCGUUGGAUAUUUUUGUGUCUGGCGCGAUGGAAAAUUGGGGUUUGGUGAUUUUCCGGUGAGAUUAUUGAAAAAAAAAUAAGUUUUUCUUUCAAAUAAUCUUUCCAAAUGUAGAUCUGACUUUUUGAUUGGCGAGAAUGAGAAUAUACCAAAUUUUGUUCAACAUGAAUUAGCUCAUCAGUGGUUUGGAAAUUUAGUUACAAUGGAAUGGUUUUCUGAAAUUUGGUUGAAUGAAGGAUUUGCAACAUUGUUUGAUUUCUUACAACCAUUUAGAAAUCUUGUGAGUUCAAUAUUCAGAACAAUUAAUUGGAAGAUUUUUUUUGAAGUUAUCACUCAGAGAAUACCAUUUGUUACACGAAAAUGGUUGGCGACUAGAUAGACCGGUAGUAAUAAAAACCUCGGAAAAGAAAUAUAUUAACGCUAAUGGUUAUACAAGUCAUUACAAAUCUGCGCAAAUUUUAUACAUGUUAUGGAAAAUUAUUGGGGAAGAAAAGUUUGAAGAAGGAGUCACGAAAUAUCUCAAAGAAAAUUUAUAUAAAUCUGUAAACUCCACAAUAUUUUAUCCAUAUUUGGCUGAUUUUAUGCCUCCAGGAAGUCCAAGCAUCGAAGAUUUUAUGAAUCCAUGGUUAGAACAAGUCGGAAUUCCAUUAGUUAUUGUAAAAGAAUUCAAUUCUACACAUAAUAAGAUCACUCAAGAUAGGUUUGAUAAUGGAGUUUUGGAAAGUUAUCAAUUCCCAACCCCAAAAUGGAAUUAUUCAUGGUAUAUUCCACUUUGGUAUGGAAACAAUAGGGAUCCUCAAGAAAUUGAGAAAAUGAUUUGGCUUAAACCCGGAAUACCAGAAUAUCUUUCAAAUUCUGAAGUAUACAUUUCUAAUGGAUUGUUUUGUUUAAGUACUUCUGAUUAUUACAUGCAAUUUGAUGAUAGGGAAACCUUUUCUUCAAAAUUUUUUUGGAAUACAGCUUUAGGAAUCCAAACAUUUGAAGAUCUCAAACAUUUUAUUCAAAGUCUACCAAAUGAUUUCUCACACAAAAAAUUGACGAACCAUCUUUUCUAUUUGGUAUGGAAAUUGGAUGUGGAAGUUUGUUCAAAUAUAACAGAACUUGAAAAUUUUGAACUUGUUCGAGAUGAAAAACAUAUGUAAGUUUGUCGAAGUCUUAUAAAAAUCAAUUAGUUUUCCAGCCGUUGGGUGUUAUUGGAAGACAACAAUGGGAACGAUAUUUUGAGAAAUCUCCAAACAAAAUUCAGAGCACGAAUAACAAACGAAACCAUUUCGAAAUAUUUUGAUUUAAUUGUCAAAGAUGAGAAUUUGGCAUUUGAAAUCGGAAAAGAUACUGUGGGAGAUGCAAAAAAAAUAUUUCGAGAGCGAUGCAAAAAUCAUAAAAAUGAACGUAUUCGAAUAAUUUACAAACAAUUGAAAAAAUUGGAUGAUUGGAGAGAAAAACAUACAAAUGAUGUAUUAGAAAUUGUCAAAGUUGUGUUUGAUUUUAUAGAGAGAAAUAGAUAA